This is a messenger RNA of Pelobates cultripes (western spadefoot toad), 5856 nucleotides long. The record is from the annotation of a GenBank genome assembly. Lineage: Eukaryota; Metazoa; Chordata; Amphibia; Anura; Pelobatidae.
GUGCUGUCAGGCCAAAACUGCUGAACUUCACCCAGCUCUAACCGUAUUCUGUGCAAGCUGAUCGAUUAGGCAAACCCUGACCGCUUUCUUCACUGACCUCCUUUCAGAGAUACAGUGUCACUGAGUGCAAACAUUAUCACGCUCAUACUGGUAAGUACUGCCUGGCUCUGAUUGGCCAGCAGGGACGUGAUCUAAGCCCGGAUUGGCUGCUUGCAAGUGAGCAUGUGAAGGGGGCUGUCCUGCUAUUGAUAAGCAGCCAGACCAGACAGCAGAGAGUUCUAUCUUCAGACUGCUGCAGUAGAAGAAACCUCACCUGCAGGGUUGAUCACAGUACAGGUACUGUUAAUACCAUGACAACCCUUAAUUAAUCUUCUAUACACUAUCCAGUUACCCUAGGAGCCAGGGAUAAUAAAGUGAUAUAGCUUGAUCCUCAUGGUUAUAUUUAAGAACAAUAAAGAAGAAAAUAAUUUACUUUUGUGCAGGUUGGUUAAAGGCUAUUUCAAUAUUAAGCUUAUUAAAAUGUUAAGGUUGCACAUAUAGGCUACUUCAAAAGUUGUAACAAAAAAUUCUACUUUUAACCUAAAACAUUAUAGAUCUUCAUAAAGUUAUCAUUUGAUGCUUGUCGUUGUAAGCAAAAUACCUAUUUGUCUAAAAUAGUAAUCUUCUGUAGUGUUUUGCAAUUUUUGUAGAAUUUGCUUUUAAAUGGUUAAUAUGGGAGGUUAGUCUGCUUAUUUGGCUUUUCACCUGAAUUAAUAUCUCAUAGCUAUUUAAAAGAAGUCACAUAUGUGUCACUACUGUCAGUAUGAUCUGUCAUAUGCACAUUCUGUUAAAAUGCCACAGCUGCUGCAUUACCUCUUGGCAAGCUGUGUUUUCUUUAUCCAUGUCCCUUGUGCAAUGUCAUAAGGUGUAAAAAUAGCAGAGUUUCUGCAGCAGUAAGCAAUAUUUUUUACCUUUUAUUUUUCCAUGGCUGACAAUGGUAAAAUGUCCCUUCCUAUAAUGACAUUGCUAUGGGGAGGUGUUCGGGGUGGCUCAUUUAUAAUCACAUUUAUAGGGAUGUUAGUUGUUUAUGCAUAACUUAAUAUCACAAUAUUAAAAAUUUAAAAAAAUGCAUUUCGUUUGCUCAACAUUCUUUUGCACAAGUUCCUAAAUAUGCUUGCAAAAUUCCAUUUAUUUUACAAGCAGAUGUUCAAAUUGCUAGCAGUAGUUAUAUGCAUGCAGUACAAACGUAAGACUUUAUUCGCUAAACUGUGCAUUGACAAGACCUGCAAAAUUUAGGUGAUGCAGAUUUUUAUUUUAUCAUCGUAACUGUUUUGCGAGCCUAUUAUGCUACUACAGCUCACUGUUUAGAGAAUAAAAUAAUUGUUUUCUAUUGAUGGCUAACUAAAGGUGGAUUGCUAAACAUUGUAUAAACAAGCAAUAUAGAGUAUCCCUUGUAUUCAACAAAUUCCAUUUGUUCAAUUUUACUUCUGGGGAAACAGGAUUGGGAGACACUGGAGUAAUACAUUUGUAGGAGUUUUAGUUGUUUGCAAACACCAACAUAUAAUUAAAUAUCCGAAUAUUGAGAAAAAAAAAUAUUUUAUUUGUUCAACAUUAUUUUGCACAACUUGCAAAAUGUUGGCAAUACUGUUUUUUUUUUUUUUUAAUUGUUUCUUUUUCAUCAUCUUGGGUUUUUUGCCAGUUCAUUGUCAUCUCUCUAGCAGACUCAUUAGAGAAUAAAAUAAUGAUUUUUGAUUAUUGGCUAGCUAAAGGUGGCUUGCAAAACAUUAUGUAAACAAGCAAUAUAGAGUAUCACUUGUAUUCAACAUUUCCAUUUCCAUUUGUUCAGUUUUGCUUCUAGGGAAACAAUAUUUUGGAGACACUAGCGUAAUAAAUAUUUUAUGUAUUUACUUUAUAAAGCAUUCAUUGUUUGGUUUUGUGUUUGGUUUUGUGUCCCUCCCAUUGACAAUGAGCUACAGCACAUUAAAUUUGAGCUGUUGCUUAGAUCUCUUUAUCAUUAAAAAUCUACAAAGCAUAGUUAGUGAAAGUUGCACAGCAAGCAUUCUAUUAACCUCUCAGUGUAUUUCAUGGGACUUAAAGUUAAGUUAUUUGUGUGCUUGCGAUGUGCACGUCACUUUACAAUACCAUUGGUAGGCCAAUGGCAUGCAAAGUGUUAAAGGUAGCAUAAUAUAGCCUUUUCUAGGCAAACCAGCACAGAAAGAGUUAAAAGGAAGGUUUCAGAGAUGUUAUCUGCCCAGGCUUAUUAGGUUAGUGGAUGACCAGUGCAAUGCCAGCAAAUGCUUUUAUUUAUUAAACAAUGAGAAGGAAUGUUAAACCUUGCUCCUCUUCAUUUAUUUUAACUAUGGCAUUCUUUUUCUUUUUUCUUUUUUUUUUUUUUCAGGAUGAUCCAGAUUCUGGAACCCCGUUCUCUUCCACGAUCGAUUAUGCCUGUUGAUGUUGCGGUUAGAAUAUGCUUAGCACAUUCUCCUCCACUGAAGAAAAUUCUCAGUCCUUACGAAGACUGCAGGGCAAGGAACUUUGUCAAUCGAUUUAAGCCCCUUCGACCAUGCCUCUCAUUAAAGAAAGAAUCAGAUUCAAGAAGCAGUGAGUGGAAUCGGUCCAAAGCCCGAAAUAAAAAGGUCAUCUUUGCAGACUCUAAAGGGCUUUCCCUGACCUCAGUGCAUGUGUUUUCAGAUUUUAAGGAAGAACCAGCUGCCGAACUUCAGUUUGAUCUGAUAGAUUUGGAGGAUAUCACAGCCAGUUUAAAGUUACAUGAAGAAAAGAACUUGAUCUUGGGAUUCACACAGCCCUCCUCCGAUUAUCUACAGUUCCGCAGCCGAAUCCAGAAAAAUUUCAUCUGCCUGGAAAACUGUAGUCUUCAAGAAAGGUCCGUAGCUGGGACCAUUAAGGUAAAAAAUCUGAGCUAUGAAAAAAACGUGAAGGUCAGAAUAACCUUUGAUACCUGGAAAACCUACAAAGAUGUAAUCUGUUCGUACAUGAACAACGUCUAUGCAAGCACAGACAACGAUACAUUUUCAUUUGUUAUCGAUAUCUCUCCGAACAUUCCCAGCCAUGAAAAAAUUGAGUUCUGUCUGUCGUAUGAAAGCGAUAGCCGAGUCUUCUGGGACAACAACGAAGGACAAAAUUACUCUGUAAUUCAUGCAGAAUGGAAAUCUGAUGGUGUGCAAACUCUGACACCAACUAAAACAGACAUAACCUCAUACAAAUCCCAAAAGAUAAAACAAAAGAAUGACUUUGAUCAGUUUGGAAGUCCUAGGACAUCAGCUGGUCUUUUUGCUGAAUGGCAGAGCUGGGGUAAACUUAUAAACACAUCACCCUAUUGGUGAAAAUAACCAGUCAUUGGCUAACGAUUUUACUUAUUGAGGGCACUCUGUGCCUAUAAGAGCUAAAAUAUGCAACAAGCCAAUUGCAUGUAAAUCUGCUCCAAGCUGUUAUUGUCGUCGUGCCACUGUGAACAUACUCAAGCACAACAAGCUUUUAUGACGUACAUAUUAAGGUUCUUAGAGACAAUAUGUACAACAUCCACAUGCAUGUAGGAAGAGUAUGCUGGAGCCAGCAUCAUUUUUGCUUAUGAGUGUCCCAAAUAUUUAGACCUGGCAUGGGCCUAUAUUAGGCAAAAUACAUUGUAGCUGGUUUUAGAAUUCAUUGAAGGAGGGGUCCAAUUAGAAUUUUUUUUUUUACCAAGUUUGAGUGAAUAGAUAUACACUUUUGAUUUAACCCAUUGUGCACAAUAUGGCAUGUCCAGUGGAAAAGCACCUUUGGAUGCCCAAAUGGGAUCAGAGUUAAUCUCACACUCUAUUCGAGAGUGGCAUAUAUGCUCCCAGCAAAUGUGUGCGCAUGCACAUCAAGGUGACACUCUGUUCGAUAAGUGAUCUGUUGACAAGCAAGUCAUUGUUCAUUUUACUUAUCCCACUAAUCAAACAGUUUUUCCUUUACUGCACCUUUUAGAGAUUAAACACAUAUUGGAUUUACAAGGUUUAGAAUAAACCUGUGCCACGUGAUGGCCAUUAAUGUAAUUUAAACUCGUUCAUUGCACUGAGUGCAUAUACAUUACUGGGAGAAAUAUUUGCUAUAAAUUUGAAAAUUAAAAAUGAAAGCUAUAAAAACCCUUACAAAAAGAUUUUAGGAGCCGGUCUUUUAAAAUCCAAAGAUGUUUUUUGCAAGCGACUUAUGUAAUUGUAACCAUUUACACUAUUUGAAUAGUCCUUAAAAUUUGAAAAAUGAAAUUAGCUAUAAAUCAGGGACCCCCAACCACCUUUUGUAUCAUAGAGAGUCACAGGUGUUUUGCAACAUCUAACAAAUUAUAUGCCCCUCUUUAGAUGAAGGUUGAUUAAAAGACAUUCGAGUGUGUCAGAAAGGUAUACAAAGUGGUAUCUGUACUCUGGUAUUCGUACACAGCUGUUUAAUAGCCAUAUAAUAGCCUAUAGCAGCAUAAACUCUAUGAUGAUAUGUUAAGUGCCUUUUAUACAAUGUUGCCAAACAUGACGUGCAAGGUUGGAGGCUGUCUAACCGAAAUAUUUUCUAGCAGAAUAAUUUGUGUCCGCGUGUGCCAUACAGAAAUGAUGCAAAGCCAAAUUGUAUAUUCACACUACACUACUUGGUACUUCUGCAAUGUUUUUUUCUUUUUUCAUACGAAUCUCUUGCACUCAAUAUAUAUUUUAACUGCCCCAAUUAUCUGAUGUUUGGGAACAGAAAAUAAUUAAAAACAAUCAGUAUUAAAUACACAAAGAGAGUUUAAAACUCAGGAUCACAAAAUUAUUUUGGUCCCUUUGCAAUUGAUACAUCUUUUCAAAUAAUUAGUGACAACUUGUGUCCACAAUUGUUUAUGACAUAACUACAGGAGUCCCGAAAUUCAGAUCCUUCACAUUGAAGGUAAUAAGAAUGUGUUGCACCUUUUCAACAUUAAUUUGGUAUGUAAUAGAAUUGUAGUUUCCUUAAAGAAAGGAUGAGUUGAUUGUAGUUGAUGUUUUUUUGCACAUUUUUAGGCAAAGCCUUUGAGAAUUGCUAUUUCAGGAUACAGAUGUCUUGCCCUAUUAUUUGGAUAAAUUUUAUCAGAUGUCUUUUAUAGCAGUGAUGUAUUUUUGGCAUGGAUAAUUAUUUUAAUCCAAUUUUUCUUAAUUCUUAAAAAAAAAAAGCGAGAAAAAAAAAUACAAAACUUAUGCACUUUUGGAUCCCAAUGUUUAAAGAAAAUUUCUGUAUUUUUCUAUUUUAUAGCGGGUUUGGAUGUGUAAUAUUUUUAAAUUUAAGCAGCAUUUGUAAGCUGAUGGGUAUUUGUGUUAGAAUAACAGUAGGAUUUGUUUGUGUUUCUAAAACAAAAUGUGAUGUUCAUUAAGAAUGACAGCAAUCGUUCUUUCGGUGUGAUUGUAUUAUGUUCUAAGAAAAUGGUUCAUAAGCUCUAGUUAUAACUUAUCAGGUAAGACAUACUGAACUGCGUGUGUAUUUUAAGAGGUGGAUGUAUAAAUAACGAAGUGAUUGACAGAUUCAGAUUUUUUUAAGAUCAGAGUCAGAAUAAUGGGGUAUGGUUUGAAGGUCGCAAAUGAAAAAUGAAUUAGAUUAAAGGUCUGGAGUAUACUGUACAUUAAUCUGUCCUGACAAUUUCAAUUUUAUGAUGUUUUAAAAGGAUAGGAUACAGAAACAGACUUAAUGGACCUGACAUCAAAAUCUACUGUAUGUCAGUGUAAGCACAAAUCCAUGUUUGAGAUUGUUUGUUUAUUAAAAAAACGUAUGUGCAGAUCUUCCCUGUACUGCAGACAAAUGAACAUGUGACUUUUUCUAAUUGUUCUCUAAAAUGUGUUCCCUAAUGUAAUGUUUGAACACUGUAAGAUUGUCCAAUAAUAAAUUAUGUUUUUUAUAUAAUGA